CUUGGAAGCAUAUUAUUAGUGUGCAACUGCAACCAGAGCUCACGCACUCUUCUGUACUGGAAGUCCUGAACGUGACGAGCUAAGCAGCGAGAACGAUGGCGGACGAGUACGGCCGCAGCGGCUACGGCAGGUCCGGCGCCGGCGACGACUACGAGAGCGGCGGCUACAACAAGUCCGGCACCGACGACUACGGCCGCGGCGAAGGCGGCUACAACAAGUCGGGCACCGACGGUGGCUAUGGCGGCGGGUACAACAAGUCCGGCGGCGGCGAAGGCUACGGCCGCAGCGGCGGCGACGGUUACAACAGGUCCGGCAACGACGACUACGGCCGCGGCGGCAGCGACGGGUACAACAGGUCCGGCACGGACGACUACGGCAGCGGCUACAAGAAGUCGGGCACCGACGACUACAGCGGCGGAGGCGGCGGCGCGUACAACAAGUCCUCCGGCGGCGGCGACGAGUACACCGGUGGCGGCGGGUACAAGAAGUCCUCCGGCAACGACGGGUACGACAGCAAGUCCGGUGGCGGCGACGACGCCGAGUACGGCUCCUCCCAGAACGACUCGGAGAAGUACAGGAAGGAGGCGAAGGAGCACAAGCACAAGGAGCACCUCGGCGAGAUGGGCGCCCUCGCCGCCGGCGCCUUCGCCAUGUACGAGAGGCACGAGGCGAAGAAGGACCCGGAGCACGCGCAGCGUCACAAGAUCGAGGAGGGCGUGGCGGCUGUGGCGGCGCUGGGCAGCGGCGGGUUCGCGUUCCACGAGCACCACGGCAAGAAGGAGGCCAAGGACGCGGCGGAGGACGCCGAGGAGGAGGAGGAGGCCGGCCGCGGCGAGGGCAAGAAGAAGCACCACUUCUUCGGCUAGCCGACCGAGCCCUAUGUGUGAGUGUGUGGCCUCCUGCUGCUCCUCCAGCAGCGGGUGAAUAAAAGCCGGGACGUUUCGUGCGUACGGUUCUGCGUAUCCGUGUACCGUAUGUGCUGCGUCACCGUGGUUACUGAUGAUGUGGCUGCACGCUGUCAGCCGUGUGUUGGUGUACGUGUCUGCAUGUGCAUUUGUCUACGCCGUUUUUUCUACGUGGUAUGGUAUGCAUGUACGUGUUCUGCACUUGACUUUGUAACCGAGGCUCUCAGAGUAAGUAUUUCUUCGUCCGUGUAUUUUAAUUAAAAAAUGACACCAGCGCCUAGCUACUGCGUGCUUCGCUUC
Messenger RNA from Panicum hallii, 1205 nucleotides. RefSeq names its product glycine-rich cell wall structural protein 2-like. The record is from RefSeq and is a predicted model, not a curated record. Bases 96 to 866 code for a protein of 256 amino acids. Lineage: Eukaryota; Viridiplantae; Streptophyta; Magnoliopsida; Poales; Poaceae. The transcript has 2 exons.